CAUUGUGCCAUUUACCCAACUUUUUAAAACAAAAACAGCAGUGUGUUUAGUUAACUGUGGAAAUAGUUUUAAAACUAAAGUUGUUGGUUCAGUCGCGCGCGGCUGCAACUUCAGGACCACCGGCUGUCCAGUAACCUCCAGUCGACGGGAUGUCUUAAAUGACUUCUUUGAAGAGGCUGGAGUGGAAUGCACUCGACCGGGCAUAUGAACCAUGGCCUGGAAAGUGUGGUCAAAACUCUGCUGUGGUCAAAAAUGGCUACUUCUCCUCUCCCCCGUCCUCCUCCUCUUCCUCACGAUCUCUGUGAUGACGAUCACUCUCCCCCUUCCUUUGCCAUCCGCUGACAGUGACCGGCGGUGGUCCCGAGCCCUGAGCUCCGCCCGAGAGUUCAGUUCCAGGCCCAGGGUCAUGGAGCCCCCUCCGGCCGCUGCCUUUCAGCUGCCACUCACUCACAUCCACAGUGGGGCCCGGAAAUCCAGCACUCAAAAAGACAAACACUCAGUGCCACUUAAACCUUUCAGGGACGCUGCUGGCGAUGACAGAAACAGCAUCAAAGCGAGAAGUCAUGCAGACUUACGGAGAAAAACACACAAAAGCAAAGGCAUUGCCUCCAAAAGAAAAGAGAUUGCAGGCGCCAUCCAGCAUCUAACCAGUCAUCACCAUCCCCAUUUCCCAGAGUUUACAGUCAACAACACAGGGCCAAAGCAUAGAAUUAAACCAAGCAACCACAGUGCUGUGGUAAAACACAGUGCACACUCAUACAUUCAUCUUGAAAGGAGCAAAUCCACAGCAGCACACAUCCCUGCUCCAGCAGAUACCCUAAUAAGUGACAGACGAGCUGCAGACAGACAGGCAGGCAGAUUGGAGGAUAGACACACAAACAGGAAUGCAGACAAACAAAUACAUGGCAGCCAUAGAAGUGCUAAGCUAGCUGAACAUCACCAGGCUUUGGAAAAACACAGACAGCACUCUGGGAAAUCUGACAAAGUCAGUAAGGAGCAGCAGGCUAUGAAAAAGCCCUCCAGGGAUGUCAAAAAACACUAUAAUCUCUCAGAGGAUCCCUCUGAAGCGAAGAAGAAUCCUGAGUUGUUGGACCGUAGAAAAGCUUUGUCCAAACCGAAUGCAGCCUUAAAGAAUGAUGACAGCAGCUGGUGUCGGAGCUUUACAGAGCAGAACUUCCCAGACAGUGACCACAGGAGGAUCAGGAUUAGUCCAGACCUCUGGCCUCUUCCCUGGCUCAACGACGAUGACAUCCAGAAGUUGGAGCUCCUUGCUGGGGGUGAGGUGAUCAGUAAGGCCCGGGUGCCUGCACAUGGACAGGUGCUCCAAGUGGCGCUGGAUCCUCCUGCACACCAGCAGAAGCCAUCACCAGAGAGAGAUUCCCCUCAGCAUGGACCCAAAUACAGACAUCCAGAAACCCACAGUGAAAGCUGCCAGCUGGGGUACUGCUCCCUGAUCAAACGCACUGAUGACUGGUUUGAAGUGUUUGCCUUCCACCUGGACAGGGUUCUGGGACUCAACAGAAGUCUCCCUGCGGUGCUGAGGACUUUCCACAGUGAGAUUUUACCAUAUAGAUACACCAGCGGCACACCCAGACCUGUAGUUUGGUGGGAUCCAGAUAUCCAGCACCUCCCUGAUGGAGACAACGACCAGAACUCAGUACCACUCAGCUGGGUUCAGUACCAGAAACUGCUGCAGGUCCACUGUGGAAGUGAAGCAGACCUGAGGUCAGCGCCAUGUGUGGGAGUUCACCACUCAGAGUGGGGGAGACUGGCUCUCCUUGAUUUCUUAUUACAGGUAAAUGACCGUCUGGACAGGUACUGCUGUGGUUUCACACCUGAACCGACAGAACUCUGUGUGGAGAACAUGCUGCACGCAAAGUGUGGUAACACCAAGGACCUGCUGCUGGUUCACAUCCUGGUGAGGAAGGCAGAUCCCUCCAGAUUGGUGUUCAUAGACAACGCCGGCAGACCGCAGCAGUCCCAUGACAACCUCAACUUCAGGCUGGUUGAGGGCAUUGAUGAAUUUCCAGAGAGAGCAGUGUCGGUGCUCCAGUCAGGCUGUCUGGAGAGUCUUCUUCUGCACUCCCUUUACACAGACAGGGAAUUCUGGGAAAGCCAAGGCGGAGCCAGCGGCCUCAGGCCUCUCAUCCACACUGUUGAGCACAGAGGGAAGAUUCUGCUCCAGCACAUCAGGGACAAGAAACUGCAGCUCAAGAGGGACCUGUGACUGAGCUGACCGGACCACACAGAAGUAGAAAUUAAAACACAUCGUUCAGAUUGAUAAGCUGAUUGUCAAGAUGACAUUUUUUCAGUGUAAUCAAAGAGAUAUCAUUCUGCAGCACAAAUAAAUAACAAAAAAAUGCAGCAGAUCAGCUAAUGGGAACAAUGACAACCUCAUGGUCUGUGGACAAAUGUAUUACAUUUAUUAUUAUUUUACAACACAACAGUGGUGAUAUUAGAUGUUAAAGGAGACCUAUUAUGCUGCUUUUCCAGUCCUAUAUUUUUUUAAGGUCCCCCUCUCAAAGUCCACUGUCUUCUGAUUGGCCAAGACCUGAAGCAUGUUAUCAGGCUGUUGUUGUCGCUGAGCGGUACAGACAGACAUGCAAAUGACCAUAUAUGGAACACCGGCUCAGUCUAGGUCCGAAUGUCGUAGUACAGAGACGUUACUAUAAAAAGCAGUUCAAAACAGAGCGUUCAGAACAGGACGAAAUCUGAGGUUUUGGCUCAUAGGGAUUUCUUAUAAAUACUUUAACCUCAUUAUUUGAA
Messenger RNA from Micropterus dolomieu (smallmouth bass), 2766 nucleotides. It is a transcript of the gene gask1a, whose product is annotated as golgi associated kinase 1A. The record is from RefSeq and is a predicted model, not a curated record. NCBI's taxonomy places the organism in Eukaryota, Metazoa, Chordata, Actinopteri, Centrarchiformes, Centrarchidae. Bases 212 to 2227 code for a protein of 671 amino acids. The transcript is spliced from 6 exons. Gene Ontology annotation, cellular component: Golgi apparatus.